AUGCUGUCGGAAGGUUACCUUUACGGAAUUGCCUACCUUUGUGAAGACCUGAACCCUGAGUUCUACAGCAAGAGUUCGGCUGAGGAAGUGGUUUGUGAAAUGAGGUCCAUUAAUUAUUCGUCCACAGAUGAAGCACAAGGAAGAAGCCUCCUUCAGAGAUGCAGAUCUGCUGGCAAGUGCAUUUCCUCAGUCUGCUCUAGAGGUAGCAAGCACAGCAGAAGGCAGAAGGAUAAUCUCCUACAGCCGGCACAGCACCCACCGCCUGAAGGGCAGCUGUCUCCAGCUAUGCAUGUCUGUGAGGGGCUGACAAGAAAAGACACCUACCUAGUUCCAUCUUCCUGCAAAAGCAUUUGCAAGAACUACAACGAUUUGCAUAUAGCUGGGGACUACGUGGUGCCAAUUAGCUCAGUCACGACAGAUUUUACCUGCGACAGCGGCAUAGGCCCCUUCUUGGAGUCCUCAGAGAUUCCUCCCCCUAUGGAGUCCGUGAAGGUCCCCCCCGGCGACACCAGCCGCAAGCCGGUCCAAGGCUACUCCUCGUGCUGGCGGCUGGCAAGCUUAGUGCCCCACCAGCAGCCCCUCUCCGACUCAGCCCUGAACGACUACCUCGAACAGAAGCUGGUGGAACUCUAUAAGCAGUACAUCAUGGAUAGCACAGCAAACAGGGCAUCCCCCACUCAGAUCCUGGCCUCGGAGCUUAUCAUGACUAAUGUAGAUCAAAUCAGCAUGCAGAUAUCACGGGAGAGGAACAUGGAGACCACCAAGGCUAAAGACAUUGUCAUUAGCCGCUUCUUACAAAUAGCCAGUGAAAAAAUAUCCUCAGAAAUUAGCACGCCUAGUCUGCACAUUUCCCAAUAUAGCCACACUAAUGCGUAG
Molecule: messenger RNA, 876 nt
Organism: Pygoscelis adeliae (Adelie penguin)
Lineage: Eukaryota; Metazoa; Chordata; Aves; Sphenisciformes; Spheniscidae
Gene: TASL
Product: chromosome unknown open reading frame, human CXorf21
Exons: 1
Coding region: 1-876 (291 amino acids)
Biological process (GO): regulation of toll-like receptor signaling pathway
Source: RefSeq, a predicted model, not a curated record